AUGUUUUUUAAUCUUAUAUUUCGUGUUGGCGGCCAGACUAGCGUCAACAGAAUCUUUCAAGAUGAAUUCUUUGAGUUUUCAAAAGAUAAAAAAAAGCAAUUGAUUAAUAAUCAAGAAUUCAUUGUGUAUAUUACCAAUACGAUUUAUUUUGUUCUUACCGGUUUCUGUUCAAAAGGUAGAAAAUGUGAAGAUGGAACUAUCGAUAAUAAGUAUCCAAUGGUAGAAUUAGAUAAUGGUGACUAUUUUUAUAGAACCGAUAAAAAUGUUGAAUUUUCAGAUAGUGUGUUGAUUAUUCAGAGAGAUUCAACAAAUGAUUAUGGUACUCAAUAUACCAUUGAUAGAGCUGAAGAGUUAAAAAAGAAAUUGAAAAUUGUGAAUGUUGAGAAAAGUAAUUUAUUGGAAGCAGAUCACCAAGUGAAAAUAGCUUGCAAAAAGUUUUUGAAUAAUAUUUAUGAUGAAAUUCUUCAAAAUAAUGAAUUUCUGGUUUAUGAUUCAAUCAGGAGGUUUUAUACUCUUGGUCCAGAAGGUUCUUUUUCGUAUUUUACUGCACAAGAAAUUUUUCAAAAAAUGCGUGAGAAAUGUGCUAAUGUUGAAAUGGUUCUUUUAAAGGAAAAGAGCAAAUUAAUUAAAAUUCUACCAAUAAUAAGAUCUGACAAGUGUCUGUUAGUUCCUACUAAAGUGAACGGAGUUAAUAUGUUCGAAUACAAUCAUUUAUUUGAAAGGUUUAAAGUUAAAUUAGAAAUUGAGAAACCUGUGAG
Molecule: messenger RNA, 758 nt
Organism: Racocetra persica
Lineage: Eukaryota; Fungi; Glomeromycota; Glomeromycetes; Diversisporales; Gigasporaceae
Source: the annotation of a GenBank genome assembly